This is a messenger RNA of Anopheles funestus (African malaria mosquito), 879 nucleotides long. RefSeq lists its product as uncharacterized. The record is from RefSeq and is a predicted model, not a curated record. Lineage: Eukaryota; Metazoa; Arthropoda; Insecta; Diptera; Culicidae. The transcript is spliced from 3 exons. Bases 74 to 757 code for a protein of 227 amino acids.
AGAUAGAGCUUUUAAUGGUGCCAUAGGUUGAAUAAAAAUAGAAUCGUCUCUCUGAUCGCGUGUGUUCUGAAACAUGUUCUACGGAACGGAGGGAUGUGCAAGAUUUCCCAAUCGAUUUCGCUCAGUGUGUUCAAGGAUGUUGACGCUUAAGUAUCUUUCCAUAAGACCGUACUUCGAAACGCCCCAAGAAGCUAACGAAUGGGAUAAGCUUCAAAAGAUGAUCGUAACUGUGAAACAAUUUCACGACGAUUUUGACCGUAUCGUCCUGCACAAGGAUGUUUACCGCACGUUCUUUUACUACUACCUGCAAGAGAUUCGGUACCGCAUCAUACAAAUUUUGAUGAAUUUCGCUAAAAUUGAGUGGUGUGAACCAAAGCCGGCCACCGUCGCGACCGACCCGUACGGAUUUCCAAUGCCCGAGCCGCCAAAGAAAAGCAAAAAGAAAAAGGACGAAGAACCGGAAGAGAUUCCCGACUACACUAUCCGCGUCAAGGGCUACAGGGAAAAGUUUCCGCUCGUGUGUUGUGACGAUCAGUUUCGAACGCUGGCUGCCUUAAGGUUACAUUACUACGCGGUACACGAUAAAACGUACCUAAUGGUAGCCAACACGUGUGAGAUGAAAGCGGCACUGUUGCGGAUGGUGGUCUUUCGCCGGAUGCUGGAUGAAUGGCUCGCAUCGGGCAUCGCGUCGAAUAACGGACUGUGCUUUUAUUUGACUAAAAUUCUCCGAAGAAUUAUCUCUAUCAUACGCUAUUAGGUGAUCGCUUAGAAAAAUCGUACAAAAAUACAGUACCAUGUUAUUAGCGAUUUAUUGAAAAUAAUUACUGUCAAGGGUAGGUUAACAACAUUAAAGAAAAUAAAAACUAAAACUCCAAUGUA